Messenger RNA from Guyanagaster necrorhizus, 2158 nucleotides. RefSeq lists its product as uncharacterized. The record is from RefSeq and is a predicted model, not a curated record. The coding region runs from base 241 to 1887 and encodes 548 amino acids. The transcript is spliced from 7 exons. Lineage: Eukaryota; Fungi; Basidiomycota; Agaricomycetes; Agaricales; Physalacriaceae.
CAUCGUCGCUGGCAGCGAACUCGACGUUAUCCCUUUCUUCAUAUCGGAAAAUUACUUGUAUUUUCUCCUAAUAAUAUUUUGAAAGGAUUAUUUGGAGGCCAGGAGGCCGAAUAUCCGUAUCUGCAAGGGAACGUCACACUCCGGUUUUGAAUAUCUGCUUUUUACUUUGACGUCCAGCAGGAGGCGGCUGCUAUGCCUUCCUUUGUUCCGUAACGUGAACAGUCCAGCUGGUCGGAGUGUAUGGAUAAUCCUCAGCAUUACCAGCCUUUGUCCCACGCCCUGCACCUCCCCGUAGGUGCCCAAGCCCCCGCUGCGUAUACACAGACAGGCUAUAAUUCCAAGCUACGACAUGACGACGACGACGACGACGACGACGACGAGGUCGUGGCCCAGCAACUCAACCGGUCAGAAGAAACCCAAGCAAGUAGCACGUCGAGUCCAGUUAUGAAGACAACGAGUGCACCGACACAGCAGCAGGAUGAACCAAUCAUACAUCAAUACGAACCGGAGCAAAAGCGAAGGCCAGGUCGGCCGCGCGGGUCCAAGAAUCGACGCAACCGCUCCAGCCAACCGCCGAGCAAACCAGUGACUCAGUAUUCCCAUCCGCCUUUACACCCUAAUGGCCCCGGAACGGCACCACCCCAACAUCCAGACGUGAAUGCCCAGAACCAGCAAUACUACGAAUUCCAAUGGCGCGUCUUGAAUCUGUGUGCAGAGUUCUACAAUGCCGCGGAAGAACUGGUGAAAGGCGCGAACCCAUUGGUUGUUGCCCAGUGCUAUCAUUCCUCGCCAGGAAACAAGGUCGAUCCCUUGGUCAUGCUGAACGAGGCCAAGCGUAUUUGCGAUACUCUACUAGCGAACCCAUCUCGCCUCAUAACAACACCACCACCACCCAUGUAUCCAGUUAUACCGACUCUGUACCAGCCUCCUCAACCCACUGUGCCACCAGCUGGAAUAGCGACCACGUCUAAUGUCGCUCCGGCUGCCGUCAUAAACCAGCCUCAGUCAUUCGUUGUGUCUAUGGGCGGACCCCAGUAUCCUAUGUAUGCUCCGCCGCCUGGUCAAUACCCUGCAGCUCCCUACUAUCAAUACCCACCUUACGUGCCAGGCCCGCAAUACUACGGCGCACCUCCGCCUCCGCCUCCGCCCCCGCCUCCGCCUCAGCAGCCCCUGCCUCAGCCACCUCAGCAACAGCAGCUGCAACAGCAACAACCACAGCAGCAACCACAGCAACAGCAACAGCAGACAGCAGCAGUGCCAACCCCUACAGUCUCAACAACAAUGCCGGGGGUUGGUGGCAAUCAAGGAGCAUGGUCAGACGAAGAAACUGAAAGAUUAAAGGCCCUUGCAGAGGAAAGCAAGUCACAAAAUAGUACGGGAGAAAUGGAAUGGGACUGGGUGGUAAGUCGAUUUGGGCAUGAUCGUACACGGCAUCAAAUUCUGAUCAAAGCUACUCAGCUUGGUCUAAAAGAGAGCAGCACACGAGCCGUAAAUUCACGGGGGGUAAAACGGCGCCGAGAGACGGACGGUGAGACUGCGAGUCCGCCCGUUCCUGCCGAGACGACGUCUCCUACAUCUGCCAAUCCGGCCAAUACGAACCCGUCACCGUCUGCCAGCCAUGGACAGUCAACUCCUGGGGCAUCGCCGUCGAUGCAGAAUCAGCCCAAACCUUCCGCAUCUACGUCUAAAGUGUCAUUGCCGUGGCCGAUGCCUACAGUGGCCGUCAACACACCUUCGCCUGUGGUGACCUCGUCGUCUCAUGAUCGUCCGUAUUACCGCCCACGGCCGACGGACACAUCUUCCAAGCCUCUUAUGGGACCCCCAGUACAGCAUCAAUAUAUGUAUCAGCCUAAUGGGAACACGAGUUCGGUGAUGAAUGGCAAGUAGUUUUGGAAAACGGUCAUGGUUUUAGCUUUAUGUCCUAACGAGUUGUUCACUUCAUUGUGUUUUCUACUUUGAACGCUACAGGUAUUUAUACCGUAUUCCUUUCUGUCGUCUUUUUGUUAGUCCUGCUUGUAUAGGUUAUGUAUACGUCUUGUACUACGUACGAUACGUGGCCACGGUUAAAAAUUCCUUCUCUGUAGCUUCUCUUGGACUUUCUGUCGUCAUUGGUGUAAUGCUACCUUGUAUUUCAUAAACGCAUGCUAUUCAUUCACGG